Messenger RNA from Microcebus murinus (gray mouse lemur), 2307 nucleotides. NCBI's taxonomy places the organism in Eukaryota, Metazoa, Chordata, Mammalia, Primates, Cheirogaleidae. The record is from RefSeq and is a predicted model, not a curated record.
CCAAGUUUUACAAUCAUGACAUUUUACCCAACCAUGGAAGAAUUUACAGACUUCAACAAAUACAUUGCUUACAUGGAGUCCCAGGGUGCACACCGAGCUGGCCUAGCCAAGGUCAUUCCACCCAAGGAGUGGAAAGCCAGAGGCACCUAUGCUGACAUCAGUGACAUUGUAAUAGCCGCUCCCCUCCAGCAGGUGGCCUCUGGGCAGGAAGGGGUGUUCACUCAAUACCAUAAAAAGAAGAAAGCCAUGACCCUGGGGGAGUAUCGCCUUUUGGCAAACAGUGAAAAAUAUCGGACUCCACCCCACCUGGAUUUUGAAGAUUUGGAGAGAAAAUACUGGAAGAGUCGCAUAUAUGAUUCACCAAUUUACGGUGCUGAUGUCAGUGGCUCCUUGUUUGAUGAAAACACUAAGCAAUGGAACCUUGGGCACCUGGGAACCAUUCUGGACCUCCUGGAGCAGGAAUGCGGAGUUGUCAUCCAAGGCGUCAACACGCCCUACCUGUAUUUUGGCAUGUGGAAGACCACCUUUGCCUGGCACACGGAGGACAUGGACCUUUACAGCAUCAACUACCUGCACUUCGGGGAGCCCAAGACGUGGUACGCGGUGCCCCCAGAACACGGCCAGCGCCUGGAACGCCUGGCCCGGGUGCUGUUCCCCGGCAGUUCCCGGGGGUGUGGGGCCUUCCUGAGGCACAAGGUGGCCCUCAUCUCGCCCACUGUCCUCAAGGACAAUGGGAUUCCCUUCAGUCGCGUGACUCAGGAGGCUGGAGAGUUCGUGGUGACGUUCCCCUACGGCUACCAUGCUGGCUUCAACCAUGGCUUCAACUGCGCGGAGGCCAUCAACUUCGCGACCCCGCGGUGGAUCGAUUAUGGCAAAGUGGCUUCGCAGUGCAGCUGCGGGGAGGCCAGGGUGACCUUUUCCAUGGACGCCUUCGAGCGUAUCCUGCAACCCGAGCGCUAUGAGCUGUGGAAGGGCGGCCGGGACCAGGUUGCUGUGGACCCCACGGAGCCCAGGGCGCCGGCCAGCCAGGAGCUGACCCCGAGCGAGGUCCACAUGCUCAGGAGAGCCGCGCUGGGCCUGAGGCUCCGCCCAGCCUGCACGGCCCCGGAUGUCCCUGGUCUGUGGCCCCAGGGGUCGGAGAGCCAGGCUCGGCCCAAGGGACUCCUGCAGUCGCCGAGCCCGACAUUCCAGAGAGUCUUGGAGGACACAGCACUCUCAGCCGAGGGGACUGAGCCUCAACUCUGUUCUGCUAAUGGAGGGUUGAUGCUGGAGCCUGCACCUCUGAGCCCUGGCCUCCUGCAUCCUGCCAGAGCGUCUGGCUGCCACUGUGCCCCCGAUCUCCAACCCUUGGGGCCCCCACUGGAUCCCGAUAAUCAGAUGCACCCUGGCCCUUGCCUGCUCUCCCUGGACAGCAUCACCCUGGAUCUCCCUGACUUUGUCCCCCUGGCUCCUCUCAAUGGCAUUCACUGUGCCUUUGAAAAUGUUCUCCAGGGAUGCUGCUCAGGACAGCCCAACCCUUUGACCUUGGCUCAGUGUGCUGCCGGCUGCAGGCUGGUCGCGCCUCCCCUCGUGUGUGCCUUCCCCUCGUCCCACAGGGACCCCCACCUGGCCAGAAGAGGAUGUCGCGGCGGGCGUCCCCAGAGACGCGAGCUCCAGGCCGCCUUGGUUCAACUCGUGGACCGCAUGACCUCCUCAAGGAAGACAACCUGCCGCCGCGCUCGCCUGACUCGCGUGGCCGUCUUACGAGAAAUACGGGGCAUCGCGGACGAGUACAGCCCGCGGGUCCCUACUCCAAGGCGAUCGGGCCGCCUUCCUCUGCUUCCCACCCACAGACAGGACGUCCAGGGCCCGCCAGUACGCCUGCACGGGGCCCUCCAGCAGCCCGCCACCUGCGCGUGCACAGGGCGCCCAAGCCGCUCGGGUCUCCAGCGCGGCCUCCGUCUACAGGUCCGGUGCCAGCUACAACACCCGGUGCGCACAGCAGAGAGGGCCUCCGCGGGGCGGCGGCCCAGCUGGCCGGCCUGUGGCGCUGCAGCCACAAUGGGUCCUGCCUGGCUCCCAUGGGCCCCAAAUCCACAUGGGAGCGAAAGUGCAAGUCCCCAUCAGGGUCCUGAUGCCUCUUCAGGGCCGGCACGUCCCUGUCCAGGAGUCUGCACCCCCCGCAUCCAGUGGGAAUCCCAUCCAGAGUCGUUGUCCCUGAAAGUUCUCCUGAAAAGCAAGGAGCUGUGUUCUUUAACGGAAAUGACAAUAAGGGGCCAGUUACUGAAAGGAGACUUUAGGGAAAAGGACACUUCUGGGUCCAUCUGA